AUGGGUUGGUUCUGGGCAGACCAGCCGAGGCCAAGUGCAUCGCUCGUUGCGCCGCAUCCUCUACCUCGAUCUGACGCCACUCCUCCUGCAGGAUGUCCUAUGCACAAGCCAGGCGCAAAUGCACCAAUGCCAUUCCUUCCACACCGAGAUCAAUCCUCGCCGUCACCAUCGUCAUGUCCAGUAAAAUCCCGCGAGCAGCAGCCCUCACCCGACACACCUCAAUCCUCUGAACCACAGCAAACUUCCCGAUCGUCUCUUGCGCUGUCCAAACUGAACCCGCUGAACUACAUGCCUUCACUUUCUAACAUUCGCCCUGCCGAUUCACCACAAGAGGUAUCUCUCCCACUUGAUCGAGAAAUCUCCUCCAUCCCCCGAGGCGACUCGGACUCGAACUGGGAAUACCCAUCCCCGCAACAAAUGUACAACGCGAUGCUGCGCAAAGGAUACACUGACACGCCUGCCGACGCCGUCGAGUCGAUGGUCGCUGUGCACAACUUCCUCAACGAGGGCGCCUGGAACGAAAUCGAAGAGUGGGAGCAAGUAUUCAGCAAAGGUCUCAUGCACGGCUGGCAGGUAUGCAGUCGGGGCGAACAAGGCAUCGCGAUGGAGCGUGCAAAACGUGAAAUGCUUGCCGAGCGCAGGAAAGCCUUGGGCUUGUCGGAUCCCGACGACGAGUCUCGUCCUAAACUUAUACGCUUUAUGGGCCGUCCGGGCGAACCGACUCCCAAGGCCCGCAUUCUCUCUGCUUUGGGAUAUGUGAUGCCAGAAAAGUUCGGGGGGGAACCGCCCUUUGAUCGACAUGACUGGUAUGUGUCACGCAAAAUGCCGGAUGGUUCUGUCAAGCAGGUCCGCUAUGUGAUUGACUAUUACAGCGGCGGUGUCCAGGAGACCGGCGAGCCUGUCUUCUAUUUGGACAUCAGGCCCGCUCUAGACACUCCAACCGCCGCGGUUGAGCGAGCAAUGAGAUGGGGCGGCGAUCUCUGGCAUCGCGCUAGCGGCGGUGCUGCCCGAGAAGCAGAGGCGAGGAGCAAAGGUUCCGAUGGCAACGCAAGUUGA
Messenger RNA from Capronia epimyces CBS 606.96, 1056 nucleotides. Its product is annotated as cytochrome c heme-lyase. The record is from RefSeq and is a predicted model, not a curated record. The coding region runs from base 1 to 1056 and encodes 351 amino acids. Gene Ontology annotation, molecular function: holocytochrome-c synthase activity. Gene Ontology annotation, biological process: cytochrome c-heme linkage. Lineage: Eukaryota; Fungi; Ascomycota; Eurotiomycetes; Chaetothyriales; Herpotrichiellaceae. Gene Ontology annotation, cellular component: mitochondrion. The transcript is spliced from 2 exons.